Gracilinanus agilis (Agile Gracile Mouse Opossum) is the source of this 1986-nucleotide messenger RNA. RefSeq names its product ubiquitin associated and SH3 domain containing B (gene UBASH3B). The transcript is spliced from 14 exons. Gene Ontology annotation, cellular component: cytoplasm. Gene Ontology annotation, biological process: regulation of release of sequestered calcium ion into cytosol; regulation of osteoclast differentiation; platelet aggregation. The record is from RefSeq and is a predicted model, not a curated record. Bases 1 to 1986 code for a protein of 661 amino acids. Gene Ontology annotation, molecular function: protein binding; protein tyrosine phosphatase activity. Lineage: Eukaryota; Metazoa; Chordata; Mammalia; Didelphimorphia; Didelphidae.
AUGUCUGCAGAUGUGACUGCCCCAUUCCUGUUCGAGUCACUUCCUGACCUUUGCCCAGGGGGUAGCACUUGGAGGAGGGGAAGGAGCCAGGACCAGCAUCUGGAAUCCCAUGUGUCUGCUGCUCUCCGGCAGUAUUCCUUCUAUCCAGGCAUUUCCUGCCUCCCGAUGGACAUUCCAGAACGGCUUUCAAACAAAAAGCCUUGGCAUCCACGGGAGGAAGGAGUGUACAGGCAGCAUGUGACUGGUUGGUUGUUCUCCCAUGUCGGUGACCCCUUCCUGGAUGACCCCCUGCCCCGAGAGUACGUGUUGUACCUACGGCCCACUGGCCCUUUGGCUCAGAAACUCUCUGACUUUUGGCAGCAAUCCAAGCAGAUCUGUGGGAAGAAUAAAGCACAUAACAUCUUCCCCCACAUCACCCUCUGCCAGUUCUUUAUGUGUGAGGACAGCAAGGUGGAUGCCCUGGGGGAGGCCCUGCAGGCCACUGUCAUGCGCUGGAAAUGCAAGUUCUCAGCCCCACUGCCCCUGGAGCUCUAUACCUCCUCCAACUUCAUCGGGCUCUUUGUGAAAGAGGACAGUGCAGAGAUUCUCAAGAAGUUUGCUGCUGACUUUGCUGCUGAGGCCGCAUCUAAAACUGAGGUGCACGUGGAACCCCAUAAGAAGCAGCUUCAUGUGACUCUGGCUUACCACUUCCAAGCCAGCCACCUGCCCACCCUGGAGAAACUGGCCCAGAAUAUUGAUGUCAAACUGGGCUGUGACUGGGUUGCUACCAUAUUCUCUCGAGACAUCCGAUUUGCUAACCAUGAGACGUUACAGGUGAUCUAUCCCUACACCCCGCAAAACGACGACGAGCUGGAGCUGGUUCCUGGAGACUUCAUUUUCAUGUCUCCCAUGGAGCAGACAAGUACCAGCGAGGGCUGGAUCUACGGCACGUCCCUCACUACUGGCUGCUCCGGGCUCCUGCCUGAGAAUUACAUUACCAAGGCGGAUGAAUGCAGUACCUGGAUAUUCCAUGGUUCCUAUUCAAUUCUGAGUACAUCAUCGUCCUCCAGCUCACUCAUGUUCAGCGAUGGCAUUUUGGAGAGGCGGCAGCAGGAGGAGCAGGGCCCAGGGGAUACGUCUCCCCUCACCAUCAUCUGCCAGCCCAUGCAACCCCUGCGAGUCAACAGCCAGCCUGGCCCCCAGAAGCGAUGCCUCUUUGUCUGUCGACAUGGCGAGAGGAUGGAUGUUGUAUUUGGGAAGUAUUGGCUAUCCCAGUGCUUUGAUGCCAAAGGCCGUUACAUCCGCACCAACCUGAAUAUGCCUCACAGUUUACCUCAAAGGAGCGGUGGUUUUCGGGAUUAUGAGAAAGAUGCACCAAUCACUGUGUUUGGAUGUAUGCAAGCCAGACUAGUAGGUGAGGCCUUGUUAGAGAGCAACACCAUUGUUGACCACGUCUAUUGUUCCCCAUCCCUGCGAUGCGUCCAGACUGCACACAACAUUCUAAAAGGUUUACAACAAGAAAAUCACUUGAAGAUUCGUGUGGAGCCUGGAUUGUUUGAGUGGACAAAAUGGGUGGCUGGAAAUACUUUGCCUGCAUGGAUAGCCCCAUCAGACUUAGCUGCUGCCAACCUGAGUGUUGAUACAACCUACAGACCUCAUAUACCAGUCAGCAAAUUAGUGAUUUCUGAGUCCUAUGACACAUACAUCAGUAGAAGCUUCCAGGUUACAAAAGAAAUCAUAAGUGAAUGUAAAAGUAAAGGAAAUAACAUCUUGAUAGUGGCCCAUGCGUCCUCUCUGGAAGCAUGCACUUGCCAGCUCCAAGGACUCUCCCCCCAGAACUCCAAGGACUUUGUGCAGAUGGUCCGAAAGAUUCCAUAUCUAGGGUUUUGUUCCUGUGAAGAAUUAGGAGAAACGGGAGUCUGGCAGCUGACAGAUCCACCCAUUCUCCCCCUUACACAUGGACCAACUGGAGGCUUUAACUGGAGAGAGACCUUGCUUCAGGAAUAA